AUGGCGACAAACUUCGACAUGAACAACAUGACCGUGGAACAACUUAUGGCACUUAGUGAGAUAGUUGAUGACAGCGAUAUUAGUGAUUUCGAAGAUGAAGUGGAGAAGAUAAAGAAUGACGAAUUCUAUCGAGUUGCACCUAAGGAUAAGGGCAAAGAUCCCUUUGAAGGAAAAAGUCAAUUCAUAGAUGAAGGUGACCGUUCUACUGACCCAAAGAGACCAAGAAGACGCCCAUUGAAUGAGAAGGGUGAGAGGGGAAUUAUGCCGACGUGGAAAUAUUCCGAGAGACAGAAGGCAAAGGCUUUACUAGUUGAGGAGGCAUAUCAAAGUCUACUCAGUCAGGGAGUUGAGGGUUUACCACCAACAAUGGGAGGUAGAUGGAGAACGGAUGAUCCUCAGGUAAAUGCGGAGAUGAAGAGGCUAGAGAAUAUUAGGAAUCCGAAGCGUCCCAGAGGAAGGCCGCCAAAGGCUAAAUCUGAUGCCAAGGUUGUGAUUCCAAAGAAACGUGGAAGACAACCAAAGGCUAAGGUUGACACUGAGGUUGUUAUUCCAAAGAAACGUGGAAGACCAGCAAAGGUUAAGUCUGAGGCUGAGGUUGUGAUUCCAAAGAAACGUGGAAGACCACCAAAGGUUAAGAAGCAAAGUGUCGCGGAGAGGUUUAUGGCUCAAAAGAAAAUAAAACUCUCGAUUCCUGCGGAUAGUGUGAUAACCCAGGUGGGACCUAAUAAGUUCACGGUGACGGUGGAUCUAAACAAAAGACCAACAAGGAAAGCUCCUGAGGUGCCAAAAGGUGUAACUCCAUGGAGGCCUGUUCCUAAGCCCAGGACAGUGUUCCCUAAAGAGAGACCGGUUCCUAAGCCAAGGACGGUGUUCCCUAGAGAGAGACCAGUUCCUAAGCCAAGAACUAAAAAGCCAGUGCCUCCUCCAAAGUUAAGAAAGCCUGUGAAGGUAACGAAGGAAGUUGGGGAACAGCCCGCAGUGGUCACACCAGAGAAACACGAGAUUGAUCCAUUUGGAACAUAUCUUGAGAAGCCUUCUUAUAGAAAGAUAGAAACUGCCGCAAAUGGUGCAGCGGUGACUUACUCAAUAACUCCAAACUUUAUGGAUCCCUUGGACCAGAUGACAGCAAGUAGGCAGGUUGUGAGGGGAAUUCUAGUGAACGAGUUGAAGAGAAUGGGAGGUCUAAAAUAUACGGAGACAAUUAAGGUGAGAAUGUCCAAGGAAAUCGGAAAUGAUAAAACAAAGAAGGAUUCAGUGUACUUUAAGUCAAAAACUGGAACUGCAACUAACUUUGAGAUAUUGAAAGCACUGCAGCUCAGAACCAACUGA
Molecule: messenger RNA, 1329 nt
Organism: Paramuricea clavata
Lineage: Eukaryota; Metazoa; Cnidaria; Anthozoa; Malacalcyonacea; Plexauridae
Source: the annotation of a GenBank genome assembly